AGGGAGGGCGGCGAUGAGCUAGCGAAUGCUGCGCAGUAAGUCUCGAUUCUCAGGAAUCCUAUCCUUGAGGAAUCGAUCUCCGGGACAAGAUUUCUCCAAUGCUGCCCACAGCACUGAAUUUCAUCAUGGAUCGUCUGUCGAGAGGCGGGCCGAAAUAUCGCCCGACGACUAUGCGCAGCUCCUGGAUGCCUGCGCCGCGAGCAAGGAUCUCCACCAAGGUCUGCUGGUUCAUGCUCGCAUCUCCAACCUCGCGCUGGAUUCUAACGUGUUCCUUGGAAACAGGCUUGUGGUCAUGUAUCUCGCCUGUGGUCGCCCCGACGAGGCCCAGCGCUCCUUCUACAAAAUGCCCAACCGCGGCCCGGUUCCAUGGACCAGCAUGAUAGGCGCUCUCGCUCGAGAAUUCCACUUCCACUCGGCUUUCUCGGUUUUUCACACCAUGCUGCUGGAAGGAGUUCCUCCGGAUAGUCCCACUCUCGCGACGGUGAUCAGCGUUUGCGGGAAUCUGGAAGAUCGAGGCCGAGCCUCUCGCUUACUCCACUCCAUCGCCGUGGAGACUGGCCGGGACAGCGAGACCAUCGUUGGGACUGCUCUCGUCUCAAUGCUUCCGGAUUUUGGCCAUGCGCGACAGGUUUUUGAGGGUGUUCUCGCCAAGGACGUGAGAACUUGGAAUGCGAUGAUGGACGUUUAUAUGCGGAGGUUUGACUACUCAGAAGUGCUGAGGCUCUUUCAGGAGAUGGACGUGGUGCCGGACAGGUCGAGCUUUGUCAAGGCUCUCAACGCUUGCAGUGGUCUCGGGGAUUUGGAACAGGGCCGGGUUCUUCACGAGCAGGCUAUCGAGAAAGGAUUCCAUGCAGACGUCCGGGUGGAAGCAGCAAUCUUUAGCCUCUACUCCAAGGGCCAGAAUCUGGACGUGCUGUUCAACUAUGCUCCUCACCACGACAGCGUUGUCUUGUGGACACGAAGGAUGGCUGCGAGCACGAAGCAAGGACACAGUGCUACGACGAUGCAGUACUUCGGACUCAUGCAGCUGGAGGGAAUCAAGCCGGAUAGAGUGACUCUGCUGACGAUUGUUGACGCCUUGGAUCGCUCUUGUUUCCUCGCCGUGGGCAGGAUGGUCCAUUCUCACGCUCGAGAACUGGGACUCGGGGGCCUCGCCAGCCUCAUGAACGCUGUCAUGAACAUGUACGCGAGGUGUGGGAGCUUGGAAGAGGCAGUCCGAGUGUUUGCAGAAAUUCGCAAGGAUCUAAUUUCCUGGAACACUAUCAUCGGAGCCUACGUACAUUAUGCACACUACGAAGAAGCUAUCAACUUGUUCCAGCAGAUGCAGCUCCAAGGUUUUCUACCGGACAAGAUUACGUUGCUAGCGAUGCUUAAGAGCUUGGCGACGAGGUAGAGCUAGCCGCUGCCAUCAUGGGAAUGUAUGGCAAGUGUGGAAACCUAGAAGCCUCA
Molecule: messenger RNA, 1449 nt
Organism: Selaginella moellendorffii
Lineage: Eukaryota; Viridiplantae; Streptophyta; Lycopodiopsida; Selaginellales; Selaginellaceae
Product: pentatricopeptide repeat-containing protein At2g34400-like
Exons: 2
Coding region: 26-1393 (455 amino acids)
Biological process (GO): RNA modification
Molecular function (GO): protein binding; RNA binding
Source: RefSeq, a predicted model, not a curated record